AUGUUAUGCAAAUCUAUCUUCUUAACCGAACCUUCAGGAUUGUUAGAGCCUUCAGAACUAUCAGAACCUUUAGAACUGCUAGGAUCUUUAGGAUCUUCUACACCUUCUGGAUCUUUAGAAUCCCUCAAAUAUUCUACAUCUAUGAUGUCUUUUCGUAGAAAAUCAGUUGAACUACUUAGCAGAAAAUUAACCAAUUUGAUAAUAAUCAAUAAUGAUUUUUUACUAUAUAAUGUUCACAAUAAUGAUCCUGAUUCUUUGUCAGCAAGUAAAGAAUUUUUUUUGUUAUCUAAAGUGCCAUGA
Messenger RNA from Funneliformis mosseae, 300 nucleotides. The record is from the annotation of a GenBank genome assembly. NCBI's taxonomy places the organism in Eukaryota, Fungi, Glomeromycota, Glomeromycetes, Glomerales, Glomeraceae.